Molecule: messenger RNA, 7279 nt
Organism: Corythoichthys intestinalis (scribbled pipefish)
Lineage: Eukaryota; Metazoa; Chordata; Actinopteri; Syngnathiformes; Syngnathidae
Gene: acod1
Product: aconitate decarboxylase 1
Exons: 5
Coding region: 81-1505 (474 amino acids)
Biological process (GO): defense response
Cellular component (GO): mitochondrion
Molecular function (GO): aconitate decarboxylase activity
Source: RefSeq, a predicted model, not a curated record
CUAGACAUGUGAGCACCACUUAUAAAUAGAGCUUCCCUUUAGGACUCAAAACAUUCAGCGCUAACAUCCAGGCACAAGUGAUGCUGCGUAAGAGUGUUACGGAGAGCUUCGGAGCCACCAUCCACGCCCUGGGCGCCGGCCAUCUGACCAAUGGCGUGAUUAGGCGCAGCAAACGGAUGAUGCUGGAUACCCUGGGGGUGGGUUUGCUGGGAUCCACUACGGACGUCUCAAGCAAAGCGCUCAAGUAUAGCCAGCUGUUCCGUUCGGAGGAGAAGAGCAGCGUUUGGGGCAAAGCGGCCAUCACCGUACCGCCGCACUUUGCCGCAUUUGUCAACGGCGUGGCGGUUCACUCAAUGGACUUUGACGACACGUGGUACCCUGCCACCCAUCCAUCGGGGGCCGUGUUGGCCGCUCUGCUGGCUUUGGCGGAAGUCACGCCCAAGAGGCCCACCGGUGCGGAGCUGCUGCUGGCCUUCAACGUUGGAAUCGAGGUGCAGGGUAGACUUUUGAGGUUCUCCCGAGAGGCCAUCAAUAUCCCCAAAAGAUUUCAUCCUCCCAGCGUGGUAGGCGUGAUGGGCAGCGCGGCGGCCUGCGCUAAACUUCUGGCUCUACCUUCCCGACAAUGCGCCAACGCCCUGGCUAUCGCGGCGUGCUCGGCCGGAGCGCCGCUCGCCAACGCCGCCACUCAAACCAAACCCCUGCACAUGGGUUACGCCGCCCAGAGGGGCCUGGAGGCCGCUCGGCUAGCCCGGGCGGGUCUGGAGGGCAACCAGUCCAUCCUGGAUCUGGAGCACGGCUACGGGGUUUACUACCAAGACUACGACCCGCACGCCAUGACGCUGCCCGGGGUCGACGGUUCAGCUUGGGUCCUGGAGGAGCAGGACGUUGCCUUCAAGCGCGUGCCGGCCCAUUUGGGGAUGCACUGGGUCGUGGACGCUGCUUUGGCAGCUCGUGCUAAACUGCCCGACGGGGACGACGCGGUGGAUCAGAUUGAACGCAUCACCCUCAAAGUUCCGCCGUCUAAAUACAUCGACUGCCCUUUCCCCGCGACGGAGCACCAAGCCAGGCAUUCAUUCCAGUUCAACGCCUGUUCGGCCAUUCUGGACGCCGGCGUGUCGGUGGGUUCGUUCGACAAAUCUCAGAGGGAGCGCCCCCGUCUCCUCAAGCUCUUGAGCAAAGUCGUGGUGCACGUGCCAGAGGAUAACCCGGCCAGCUUUGAUGAAAUGUACAGCGAGGUCGUCAUCGAAACCCGUGCAGGGGAGCGCUUCUCAGCCAGGUGCAAUACCUUCUACGGACACUGGAGGAAACCUUUGCAGCGUGAAGAUUUGGUGGACAAGUUCAUGGCCAAUGCUUCGUCGGUGUUGAGCUUGGAGGGAGCGGAAGGGGUGCUGGACGCCAUAGACAACAUGGAGACUGAGAAAGACUGCACUUCCUUACUGUCAUUUUUGAGAAUGACCGCUGAGGAACAUAACAAUGACUCUUUGGCUUGGUCUCAGAGUCAAUAAUUCAUUCAAAUCAGUGGUUUCAGGGCCACUUUCAGAAAAAUCAAAAGAUGCAAGAGCCAACUUAAAAUUUUUAUACUUAAAUUUUUUUUUUAACUGUCCAGUUCAGGUGCUUAGACACACAGAAUAAGUGUGUAGAGCUGAAAUGAAUACUCGAGCAACUCGAGUAACUCGAGUUUAAAAACUGAUCCGAGUAAUUUUAUUCACAUCGAGUAAUCGUUUAUUUUGACAGCUGUAAGCAUCACGUUUUGCUCGGACUACUUUUAAUGCGGGACAACGCGCUGAUGUCACGUGCGUAGAGGAAGAAGCAAAAAAAAAAAAAAAAAACUUACUGCAGCCGACAGCCGCUACAAAUGACGCCGACGUUGCUAAAUACUAGCCCGCACGAUGCUACGUUGGUAACAGGUAGCGUCUGAUGCGUCUCAUAGAGAUCACAUGUAUGUUGAACUAGAUGCGAAAUGACAGACUCGGCCACAUCUGGGCAGCGUUAGUAAACAGCCGCCAUCUUAAAGCAGUAGAGCGCUAAGCGCUAAUAAAUAAGAUUAUCAUUACUGUCACUAGCUCACGUAACGUUAGCCAUGCGGAGGGCUAGGUUUCUAUUAAUUAUGACCACUGUCGAUGCGUGGCUAACGUGUCUUACAUACAGGCUUUAACAUAACAUAGCAUUGUGGAGUGAUGAGGGUGUAAAAUAAAAACUUCAUAAUGCUAACUAUCAAUUUUAGCUCAGUAGUCAUUGCUGGAUAAAACACCAAGUAGCACUGGUCCCUAAUGUGCUCCAAUACAGCCUGUAUCAUACAUUUAUUUUGAACACUGCAAAAAGUCCAAAUCCUAUCAGGACUUACAGUUUAGACUAAUUUAAGACUUAACCAGAACUUAAAAAUGGCUUGACACAAAUAGAAAUUCAAUUGAAACACGUGGGGAAAAAAAUCCUAACUUUUAAGUGAUGUGUGUUAUCAAGCGUAAUGACAUUUUUAGGUAAGAAAUAUAUGUAUAUAUAUUUUUCAUCUGAUCUAAAAGUUUUUGGAGUGAAAGCAGUGAAUUAGUCUUUUUUUUUGCCACAUUUGCGAUGCAAUUGUUGGCUGUUUUCAACAAGAUACAUCGAAAAUAAAGACAUUGAUUGACUGAAAAUGGUUCAUGAUUAGAUGAAAUGUCUUGUUUUCUCAUGUUUAUUUAUAAUUGCUCUUCACCUAAAAAAUAUAUUUGUUUUAUCCGAUUACUCGAUUAAUCAAUAGAAUUUUCAGUCGAUUACUCGAUUACUAAAAUAUUCGAUAGCUGCAGCCCUAUAAGAGUGUGCUCACAGUCUGAACAAGGGAGUUUGAUAUACCGUUUAUUAUGUUUUAGUUAUUAGGCAAAAGCAGCGAACUAGAAGGGGUUAUGGGAGGACAGAAAGGAAAGAAGCAGACAAAAGAGGAGAAGAACAACAACAAUAAAACAUGAAACGGCUAUGCGACCUAUGAACAUUGCUACAUCUUCGACUGUCGUUUGUUAAACAGAGGAUCGGAAUCAGGUAAAAAGAAAAAAAAGAUCGGGCAUAGACUUCAUAAUGAUAUUGAUGGGACACGGGGUGCGGGGCCGAUUAAUAGGGGGCCUAUCUUGGUCAAAGCUGACCGAGUAGAAACACAGACAAAGAGCUUUUUACAUUGAAAAUUUAUGUCAAUAAAUCCCUGAAUUCUUUAUAGAUAUGGACGUAAAACAGUCUCGAUCCUUGGUUAAAAGCAAAAAAACGGGUAGUUAGCAUUUAUUUUACGUAAAUAUGGUGAAUGUACUGCUAGUCUUUAAGACACUGUGGCACCGCCUUAUCACAACAAAAAGCUUUUUACGUUUUUAAAUUCUCAAUUCCCUGAAUUCUUUACAAAUAUGGACAUAAAACAGUCUCAAUUCUUGGUUAAAAGCAAAAAAAAAACGGCAGUUGGCAUUUAUUUUACGUAAAUAUUGCGAAUUAUGACACCAAUGCCGUAGCGGUUAAUUUCUCCGAUUGAUUUUUUCACACAACGUUUCAACAAAAAAUAUAAUAAUAUAAUAUAAUAAUUACCUUGCAUCCUCAAACAAAUCACUCCUGAGACAAUCCUUCCUGUUUGUAUGCAGUCCAGCUUUAGUAAUUUUUCAACCUAAAUCCGGCGUUGGAUCGCUGCAUGUGUGGAAUAACUGCGACCGACUUCGACUGACUGAAGCAGAGUGUAGGACGGCCCCCUACUAGAAGGCAUGGUGCAGUGUAUGGGAAAUGUGACCCCGUUAACUAUGAAGUCAAUGGAUCGGGUGUUUAAAAUGUAUUCAUUUUUAAGGAUUAACUCGUUAUCCCCCAUUAUUAUGUGUUAUUAUGUAUUAAUAAUGGUUAAUCAUGGCAUGACUUUCCCUUUCGUACAGCACCAUCGAGUCGAUGUAUAACACAACCCCAACCACGACUAGUACUACUUCGGGCUGCAGCUAUCCAUUUUAGUAGUCAAUUAAUCUAUGGACUAGUUAGUUCGAGUAAUCGGAUUGGGAGCUUAGCCUCAAACGUUAUAAAUAUAAACAAUGAGGAUCUAAGUACAACAAAAGGACAGAAUGGUUAACUUCCAUAGCAAAUGUCCUCUAGCUUAAAUGCUAUAAAAUGCUAAUGUUUUUAGUUUACAUUGCUCUUAACAAAUCGUUCCAGCACAUAUUCCCACAAAAACGGCUAACUAUAACUAUAAACUAGGGGUGUCAAACGAUUAAAAUUUUUAAUCGAGUUAAUUACAGCUUAAAGAUUAAUUAAUCGUAAUUAAUCGCAAUUAAUCGCAAUUCAAACCAUCUAUAAAAUAUGCCAUAUUUUUCCGUAAAUUAUUGUUGGAAUGGAAAGAUAAGACACAAGAUGGAUAUAUCCAUUCAACAUACGGUACAUAAGUACUGUAUUUGUUUAUUAUAACAAUAAAUCAACAAGAUGGCAUUACCAUUAUUAACAUUCUGUUAAAGCGAUCCAUGGAUAGAAAGAGUUGUAGUUCUUAAAAGAUCAAUGUUAGUACAAGUUAUCGAAAUUUUAUAUUAAAACCCUUCUUCAUGUUUUCGUUUUAAUAAAAUUUGUAAAAUUUUCAAUCAAAAAAUAAACUAGUAGCCCGCCAUUGUUGAUGUCAAUAAUUACUUACACAAUGCUCAUGGGUGCUGAAGCCUAUAAAAUCAGUCGCACCCAAGCGCCAGCAGAGGGCGCCAAAACUCCGAAAAAUACAAACAGUACACAUUUCACUGUGCUUUCAUUUUAAUCUGUUUGAGCGGGGCAUUUGUGCGAUAAUUGCGUCAAAUAUUUUAACGUGAUUAAUUUUAAAAAUUAAUUACCGCCCGUUAACGCGAUAAUUUUGACAUAUUGAUAUUGGUUAAUCAUGGCAUAACUUUCCCUUUCGCACAGCACCAUCGAGUGGAUGUAUAACACAACCCCAACCACGACUUUCACUCCUACUUAGGGCUGCAGCUAUCCAUUUUAGUAGUCAAUUAAUCUAUGAACUAGUUAGUUCGAAUAAUCGAGUAAUCGGAUUGAGAGCUUAGCCUCAAACGUUGUAAAAAUAAAAAAACAAAUGAGGAUCUAAGUACAACAAAAGGACAAAAUGGCUAACUUGCAUAGCAAACGUCCUCUAGCUUAAAUGCUAUAAAAUGCUAACGUUUUUAGUUUACAAUGCUCUUAACAAAUCGUUCCAGCACAUAUUCCCACAAAACGGCUAACUAUAACUAUAAACUAAAUUACGAAUGCAUUAAAAAAAACAACAGCUGAAUUCAGCAAUGUUAGAUGAGUUAUGUCAUAUUCACGGUUUCCGCUAGAGGGCACUAUAUCCACCCAAAUCAAUAAAAAUAAAUGUUAACACUUUCAAAACAAAUUAUUUCGAGUUGUUGCGGUCAUGUUUUUUUGCUCCCGAUCCGAUCCCGAUCGUUUUAGUUUGAGUAUCUGCCGAUCCCGAUAUUUCCCGAUCCGAUUGCUUUUUUUUUUGCUCCCGAUUCAAUUCCAAUCAUUCCCGAUAAUUUUUCCCGAUCAUAUACAUUUUGGCAAUGCAUUAAGAAAAAAAUGAAUAAAACUCGGACGAAUAUAUACAUUCAAUAUACAGUACAUAAGUACUGUAUUUGUUUAUUAUGACAAUAAAUCCUCAAGAUGGCAUUUAACAUUAUUAACAUUCUUUCUGUGAGAGGGAUCCACGGAUAGAAAGACUUGUGACUUUGUAUAUUGUGACUAAAUAUUGCCAUCUAGUGUAUUUGUGAGCUUUCAGUAAAUGAUACUGAAGGCCAUGCCCAAUGCAUGAUGGGAAAUGGAACCAUGACAAGUGAAACAACGACUGCGCGUAGUGCUACCAAUUCAUAUAUCUUCUCUGCGAUGGGAUAUAAUUCAAGGUGUUAAGAAAAGGAUCAAUUGCUACCUUGCUUCCUCACAUUGCUUCCCAUGAUAUUUCUAAUCGCAGGGAGAGGAAUUGUGAGGUUGUAGCCGGUUAAAAUAAGGCUCCAAAGGCUGCCUAAAUUCACUCUACUCAGUUUACGCUGCCGUUUAGCUCUCUAUAUUGUCAAAACGGCGCCAUUACAGAUGAUGCGCAACAAUGCGCGAGUGGGUCGUACAGCGCAUGCAAUUAUUGCGUUAAAUUUUUUAGUGUGAUACAGUCUAAAAAAAUUAAUUACCGCCGUUAUUGGGAUACAUUUUAAUAACCCUACCUUAAGCCUAAACUAAAGACUCUGGAUAAGUGUAACAUAUUAUGUCUGUAACGUUAAAUACAAUUAGAAAACGAUUUAAUUUAAAAAAUAUAUAUUAAUUAAAAAAAGGUAUGGCCGAUAUUUUUUUGCCGAUUCCGAUACUUUGAAAAUGACGUGAUCGGACCCCGAUCAAUCGGGACAUCUCUAAUUAAAAUGUCACUUUAAUUAAACGAAUCCUCAAAGCAGCAAAAUUUAAUUCGAAGCUUUUUUUCUAAUCUAAUUAUUCGAGUUUGUCCAUAAAACGUUGCAGCACUACUACUACUACUACUACUGCGCCUUAUAAUCCGCCCUCUAUAGGCUAUGAGACCAGUUUUGAAAUAGGCCAUUCACUGAAGGUACACCUUACACUCCGAUGCUCCAGAAAAUACGGUACAUGUACAUAUCAUUGUUUUCUUUUGUGUACAGUAUAUCCAUAGACAUACUUUGGGGAAAAAGGGGUGGAAACAUCUCUUUACAAUGCUGUUGAAUCUGAAUAUAUUGAUCUUUUUUUUUUUAAUGUAAAUAAGCUGCGCCCCUACUUUGCUUAUUUUCGGAUGGAUCACUUUUUUUUUUUGUUUUGUUUUGUUUUUUCACUUAAAUGAGAACCAAUUGGUUUCUGUGACACUGGUGACCUCUGCUGGCGGAAACAUAUCUGUGUCUUCUCCGUGUUGCCGCAAAGGUUUCAGCGAUUUUGAGGGAAUUUCUUUACUAAUGGCAUGGAAAGAAAUACCAACUCAUUUCAUCAAAUUGACAAACAUCUACAAAUGAAGCCAGAUUCCGAUGAUUUAUUGUACAAGGAAUGCCGUUUUGUUUACUUCUUGUGGCAGCUAACUCAUAACUUUGCGUGCAGUUAUCGUUUCUUUUUGGAAUAUUUGAUAUGUAAUCACCAUUACACUGUGUUUAUUGAUUUUACUCUUGUCUAAGUACCUGAACUAGUGUUGGUCUAAAGUAAAGAUUCAUGUUUUAUCAUUGAUGUGAUUAAUCACGGUUGAUUUUAAUUAUCAUGGUGCAAUUAUAUGCAUUGAACGCAGUAGCACAGAUAUUAAAUACCAUGGAUGUUUGAAUGCGUUUUUUUUUUACCUAUAAAAUGAUGUUGUAGACCAUUUCUGAAAUGCACUUUG